AUUAUGAGGAAAGAAGUCUGCACCAUCGCUUUUCUCAAAGCCGUCUUGGCUGAGUUUUUAGGCACUGCAAUUUUUGUCUUCUUGGGUCUGGGCUCAGCCUUGAAGUGGCCUUCUGCCUUGCCAAGUGUCCUCCAGAUUGCCCUGGCUUUUGGCUUGGCCAUCGGCACCAUGGUACAGAUUUUUGGACCCAUCAGCGGUGGUCACAUCAACCCAGCAGUGACCAUUGCCUUCUUUGUGGGCAACCAGAUCUCUUUCCUCCGAACGGUUUUCUACGUUGUGGCUCAGCUGGUGGGGGCCAUUGCUGGCGCAGGUGUCCUUUAUGGUGUGACUCCCAGUAAUGUCCGUGGCAACUUGGCAGCCAAUGGGCUCAGCAACAACACAACUGCAGGCCAGGCUGUGGUGGUGGAGAUGAUUAUCACUUUUGAGCUUGUGAUGUGCGUUUUUGCCUCAACUGACAGCCGCCGAAAUGACCACGUGGGCUCUCCAGCUCUGUCCAUUGGGCUGUCUAUCACCGUGGGUCAUCUGGUUGGGAUAUAUUUUACUGGCUGCUCUAUGAAUCCUGCUCGGUCUUUUGGGCCUGCUGUUGUCAUGAAAAGAUUCACCUCCGCUCACUGGGUCUUCUGGGUGGGUCCCAUUGUUGGAGGCAUCCUGGCUUCUCUGCUUUACAACUAUUUUCUGUGGCCCCACUCAAUGAAUAUGUCUGAGAGGGUAGCAAUUGUGAAAGGUACCUAUGAGUCUGAAGAAGAGUGGGAAGAGAAGGAGAAAAGCAUGGAAAUGUCCUCUCCGUGAACAAAAGAGCUUUGGAUGAGAAGAAAAAGAUCGACCUCACAUCUCCUGAUGCUGAAUGAACAUUUGACUGUAUACUCUGUAAUCCAAAGAACCCAUAGCUUAUGCUGGUGCAGAGGGUUUAAAGAGGGAAAGGGGAUGACAUUAUUUGUGUAAAUAAUUGUCUUGAACAUGUGGCUGUUAGUGCAUGGGAAAAAUACUUCUGAAGAAUGGGCCAUUCCAACAUGGCUUCGUUUUGGGAGCAAUGCAUCUGAACAGCAACACCAGAACAAGAAUCUUAUCCUCU
Sceloporus undulatus (fence lizard) is the source of this 1072-nucleotide messenger RNA. RefSeq names its product aquaporin-5-like. Gene Ontology annotation, cellular component: plasma membrane; apical plasma membrane. The transcript has 4 exons. Lineage: Eukaryota; Metazoa; Chordata; Lepidosauria; Squamata; Phrynosomatidae. Gene Ontology annotation, molecular function: water channel activity. The record is from RefSeq and is a predicted model, not a curated record. The coding region runs from base 4 to 789 and encodes 261 amino acids. Gene Ontology annotation, biological process: transmembrane transport.